AUGCUGAAGCUUACCGGGGGCAAGGAGUUGGAUUCCUUCCACGAAGAGUGCUCUGGUUCCCCUCAGACGUCUGCUUCUUCAGCCACUGAAAGUACCAUUCCCAACAGCCCGCCCCAAAAACGCAGGCGCACAGCCAAGGGAGAGAGCUCCCAGAGCCCCGAGGAGGCCUCUGAGUAUCUGAGUGGUGACAAUGGGAUCAGAUUUCACAUUCAUCCAAGAGAUGAAAUUAAGAUUUGUGACCGCUUCCUGCUGGGGGGCUGCACCCCGGGGGACAGCUGCCCCCUCCACCACACCUGCUAUCCCUACCAUUGGCAGAUUAGGCGGAGGGACAGCAAAGCCUGGCAGAGUGUUAGCGAGUCAGCUCAGCGGCACCUAGAGAAACUCUACUGCGAUGCUGGAAAGGAGCAGAUUAAGUUUGUGGACAAACCCUAUGACAAAGUGCGGCGACUUUCCAACACCUCUGAUCCAAAGGAGAACCCCCACUUCCCCACAGAGUGGGCGCCCUAUUGGAAGAGCAAUGGCAAUUGGAUGAAGUAUGAGGAGCCCAUCGCCCAAGGUCUCCUUGCUGCCUAUGAGCAAGACAAAGACAGCUACACCUUCGAACGCCAGGGCCAAUUCUUCAUUGUGGAUCUGAAGCGCCUUGUGCAACAGAACCGGGAUAAGGAAUACGUCCGCCUGGUCCAGCGCUGGCCUUCCUACCGCCCCCUCCUCAGUAUGGUGUCACAUCUGACGACGCUCCCUAGAAGACCCUGGGGAACAGUUUCUUCCACUUCUGACGUCCUCGGGGAGAAUCCGAAGGAUGGCUACUGUGGCUCCUACCCUGCAGCCUGGGUCCCGAAGCCACCAAAUGGCCAGGCUUUCCUGAAGAUGGAGGUGCUACCAACAGAGGUUGCGUACCACAGAGUUUGUGCUCUCUUCCAUCAGUCUCUCUCAGAGAAAAAGACACUGGUGCUGGGGAUUUACCGAAUCCGGAAUGAUGAUCUCUGGGGAAAAUACACCAGGCAGAAGGCCAUCAUGUCCCACGCAUGUUCACUGCAGGAGAAACACCAGCUGGAGAAGCACCUCUUCUAUGGGAGCGCUGCUGACUUCCUGGAGCCCAUCUGCCAGAAGAACUUUGACCCCAGCUUCUCAAGACUGCACGCCCCCAUCUACGGCAGGGGCUGCUAUUUCUCCAAGAGUGCCAUGUAUUCACACCGCCACGGCCAGGCGAGCAAGGCCGGGCUACGCAACAUGUUCCUGGCCAAGGUGCUGGUGGGCAAGACUGCUGUUGGGCAUAAACUUUUCCACCACCCCCUGCCCGUGGUGCCUGGUGGGCAGCUCUACAACUCCUGGGUCAACAGCAAAAGCAAUAUCCAAGUGUAUGUGAUCUCUGACAACUGCCAGUGCUACCCCUACUUCCUGAUCAGCUACAAGAUGCUCUCUGACCCUGUGGCAGUGGAUGGCUGA
Messenger RNA from Terrapene triunguis (Three-toed box turtle), 1446 nucleotides. RefSeq names its product protein mono-ADP-ribosyltransferase TIPARP-like. Lineage: Eukaryota; Metazoa; Chordata; Testudines; Emydidae. The transcript has 6 exons. Gene Ontology annotation, molecular function: NAD+ poly-ADP-ribosyltransferase activity. The record is from RefSeq and is a predicted model, not a curated record. Bases 1 to 1446 code for a protein of 481 amino acids.